Molecule: messenger RNA, 1672 nt
Organism: Aphis gossypii (cotton aphid)
Lineage: Eukaryota; Metazoa; Arthropoda; Insecta; Hemiptera; Aphididae
Product: acyl-CoA Delta-9 desaturase-like
Exons: 6
Coding region: 505-1536 (343 amino acids)
Biological process (GO): unsaturated fatty acid biosynthetic process
Cellular component (GO): endoplasmic reticulum membrane
Molecular function (GO): iron ion binding; stearoyl-CoA 9-desaturase activity
Source: RefSeq, a predicted model, not a curated record
CCAAACUGUAUCGGUUCUCCCGGCCGAAUUAUUAAAUCCGUAUCGCACGCCGGAGCCACGGAGGGAUCCGAUGCCGCCGCCGCGACUCGGGACCGCCUCGGUACGAUAUCGCUGUAUCAGCAGUACGAGUUUUCUCGCGUCUUCCGCCGGUAGCGCCCCUAUUUGCGUUCGCGACGCCGCCGCCGCCAAAUUGCGUUCGUGUUCUUUCAUCAUCCGAUCGUCGCACAGUUCCGACACCGCCGUUGAAUUCCGUUUUUGUCGUUCCAUCCGUUUUUUUUUUUUUACAUCCGCGUCGGUCGCACGUCGUCCGCGAAUAGGCGUGUGUACGCAGUUGUAUCCGUCGUCCGGCCCGGAAGAUCUUCCGGCGGUGCCUGCCCCCCCGUUUCGCGCACCCCGUCUCCAACGGGAAAUCCGUCGUCGUAGUCGUCGCCGCCGUGUGUGAUGAAAGGCGUCGUCGUCCAGUCGUAGGGUGUACAUCUUUGUUACAGAUAAUAAAAUAAAACUAUGGACGAAUCUAAAGAAAUAACCGAUAAUGGGACAACACUUCUUACCCAACAAAAUAGAAAACAACAUCAUCAAGCAAUUGUAUGGCGCAAUGUCAUGUUGUUUGGUUACCUUCAUUUGGCUGCUGUUUAUGGUGUGGUACUAAUGUUUACCUCUGCUAAGAUUGCCACAACUAUUUUUGCAAUAUUGAUGUAUCAAGUAUCUUCAAUUGGCAUUACAGCUGGAGCUCAUAGACUUUGGUCGCAUCGGGCAUAUAAAGCCAAAUGGCCAUUGCGUGUGAUAUUAAUAAUAUUCAAUACAAUAGCUUUUCAGAACCAUGUGUAUGAAUGGGCUCGUGAUCAUAGACUACACCACAAGUAUAGUGAAACAAAUGCAGACCCACAUAAUGCAAACAGAGGAUUUUUUUUUUCUCAUGUCGGUUGGUUGUUAUGCCGAAAACAUCCAGACAUUAUGGAAAAAGGACGUGGUAUUGAUAUGUCAGAUUUACUAGCUGAUCCAAUUGUUUCUUUCCAAAAAAAGUAUUACAAGUUACUGAUGCCAUUACUGUGCUUCAUAUUACCUACAAUACUACCUGUGUACUGUUGGGGUGAAAGUUGGGCAAAUUCUUGGUUUGUGGCCACUAUGUUUCGAUAUACUUUCUCGCUGAAUGUCACAUGGUUAGUAAAUAGUGCUGCACACAUGUGGGGUGGAAGACCAUAUGACAGGUUCAUAAAUCCCUCUGAAAAUAUAACUGUAGCUUUGUUGGCAUUGGGAGAGGGUUGGCACAACUAUCAUCAUGUGUUUCCGUGGGAUUACAAGGCAGCAGAGUUGGGUGAUUAUAAACUCAAUAUGACAACUGCAUUCAUCGAUUUCUUUGCAAAAAUUGGAUGGGCAUACGACCUGAAAACUGUGUCAGCAGAUACUGUACGUAAACGUGUAGAACGUACUGGCAUAAGUGGUCAAGGAGAUGCUCAGACAUCAUGGGGUUGGGAUGACAAAGAUUUGCCACCCUCUGAUCGCGAAGCAGCUACAAUUAUUAACAAGCAAGGAUGAGUAACUUAAACCAAAGAAUGUAUUUUAAGUUUGUAUUAUGUAUCAGUUAACUGUAUUCUGAGUUCCACCGUGUGUAUUAUGUUGUAUAUAUUAAUAUUAUGUUUACCACGAUUAAAGUUUAUUUGUUUAUACAUAA